Linum tenue is the source of this 4289-nucleotide messenger RNA. Lineage: Eukaryota; Viridiplantae; Streptophyta; Magnoliopsida; Malpighiales; Linaceae. The record is from the annotation of a GenBank genome assembly.
CUCUGUUCUCUCCGCUUCAGAAGAUCGAAAUUCUUGGGCGGGAAGCCGAUUCAAAGAAGUUUUUGUUACCAUGCUAACUAGCGUUGUUCCGAUUCACGCGCCGCCGGUCUUGACCUCCGCGGCCUCCUCCAUAACCAGAAGCAUUCACAAGCUCUCCACUGUCACCGCUUCUUGGAGAAUUUCGAUGAAUUAUGGGUCUUCCCUUACCAAGAAGAGGGAAGAGCUUUCGCUACGCAUACACCACCCCGCAGCUUUUGAUCCAAAAGGGAACGCGCCCAAGCUGUCUGAUCUGGACCGCCUGCAGAUACCCGAGCAGGAGUUGUUGGACAUUAACAAGAUGGAGUUCGGGCAUUCGUUGCUAGAGAGGCUUUAAUUGAUGAAGAAUACUGGGUAAAGCCCUCUUUCUAUUUCUAUCCAUCGUUUCCCUGUUGAUUCCCCGUCUGGGUUCUGCUGCAAUUGAGGUUCCUUCAUCUGGGUUCUGUUUGUUUUUUGGAAGGAAGCCUUCAGAAUCAUCUUGUUAUCCCUCGCACUUCUUGUUUCGAUUCUUGACCACAGUAUCAUGAUGUGAUCAUGGGCCAUUACAGUUAAUCUGAUGCUAAGCAAAGACUCCAACGUUUGCUUCUUGUAAUUGCCCGCAGAUGGCAGCCUUCAUGCGAGCUUUUUGCCACUGGGCGGAUCUAGAUGAAUACAGAUUUGCUCAUAGGGGGAAGCGGACUUCUAUGAUGCAGGUGGUAUUUGUGGACUUUUCUUUACUCUUCUUCAAUUGGCUUCUUCUGGUAUAAACAAGGAUUCCACUGAAUUAUCUAUUUACUGGCUCUAUUUCCUUAAUUGGUGGCAGGAGUUCCUAGCCAUUAGAAAGCAAUUCAUUGGUCCAUUUGGCCAACAGUACAAGUGCAUAAUCACAGUACGUGCUUCCGUCGUCUAUAGUUUUAUAUCUUUGCAUAGCAUCAUGAGGGGAAAACGUUACAAAGUCAUCCUCGUUGUUUCUUUUCUUAGCUGAGAAAGCAAGGUGUGAUGGUGAAACCCACAAUACGGAAGAGUGUGGUAGGGACUCUGGACUUGAGCAUCCGCUGGUUGCUGUCUGGAGAGAUCUUCCCUGGGGUAUAUGGAAAGGCUCCUUACUUCUGCAACAUUGACGAAGGAAGGGAAGACAAAUACGGUUAUGUCUCUAACUUGGUGGUCGCGAUGUUUGCUCGUCGUCAGGGGAUAGCAACUAACAUGAUGUCGAUUACAAUUGAAACAGCCAAAUCUAAUGGUGUGGAAGUUAUGUACGUUCAUGUGGAUAGAAACAAAAAACCUGCACUUCAACUUUAUGAGAAGAUGGGAUUCGAGUUCUCCCUCGAAAAAAUUCCCAUUUCAUCCAUGGAUCCAGAAGCAGCAAAGACAGCACGCGAAUCUCUGGAAUUGUCGUUCCAGAUGUCCAACAUUCUCGACACGGGGCUUGACCGCCACACGCUCUCGGUGCUGAUCGCCCUCUGCGACCUUGGACUGAACCCCGAGGCACUGGCUGCUGUUGUGAAAGAGCUACGGACAGAAGCUCUGUCUUCUCCACCCCCACCUCCUGCAUCAUCAUCAUCAUCAUCAUCCUGAUUGUCGUUUCACUUCGUCUCCCCUCAGCGAAACAACAUCUCCAGUAUUUGUAGUUAGUUCCUUGGCUCCUGUCUCUUGUCUCAUCCCCUUAAGUGGCCUCAUUUCUGCAAACCGUUCAGAGUGACUGAGAUUUGUUGCGUAAAGAAUGCGAAACUGCCUACUGUGUGAGAGUUUAGCUAUACAGUCGUGUGUUAGAUUGUUAGCGUGGGGAGUCGAUUGAACAGAUGCCAGAGACUCAUUGUGCUGAUGCACGAAAUGAGAUGGACAGAAGAAGUCCACAAGGGGCAAGAUAUUGAUGCAGCGAUACGAGUAUUACGAGACUAGCAUUCUUUCGAACCGAAAGGGGCUAAAAGAGUGGUGUACUGGACUCAAGUUCUUAUUCAUUCAUGCCUCUUGCAGCAUUGUAAGGGCUAGAAAGGAGCAUGAGAACCUUCGAAUACAAGGCUGUGUAGUCCCAGCCGUUCUCUGCUGCAAAUUUAGCAGCCUCCUUCUGCAACAGCAUCCUUCCCUAGCUGGAAAACGGAUGGUUAUCAAAUCUUUAGGACUUGGUGCGGAAAGUAAUCCUUACGUGCUGGGCCGUCUCACUGGCCCGUAGGCUUUAGCCACAAAACAAAUUUUAUGGGCCUUUUGUACAUACAUGGACCUUCGGGCCCAACAUCAUCCCAAUCAGUUUCUAUAUUCGAAAAGGGAAUUUUUGGUAAUAAUAUAUUUUUUACUUUCUGCAGUUUGCAAAACGGAAAAGGAAAAACCAGAAGUCCUAUAUAAAACGGUGCGUAUGUCCCUGCCGUCUGCCUCCUUCAGCAAGCCAAGAUCGAAGGAGAAAGAAAAAAACUAAAAUAAAAAUAAAAACAAAAUUCUCUGGAACACAGUUCAGAAGCCUAUAGGCUGGAAGCCUUCACAAAUCACAAGCUUUCUUCUUCAAUCGCCAGUCUCCAAGAACUGGUUCUCUGGUUACCAAAUCCUGAAGCAAAAGAUUUUUUUUGGAAGAGAUAAAAAGCCCCUCUCGCCGGCCGCGAAUUUCUCUUCGAAGUUCGCCCAAGCCCAACCAACCAUGAUGCUCAGAAUCCGCAGCCGGGACGGCCUGGAGCGGGUCUCCGUCGACGCCUCCUGCACCACCGUCGGCCACCUCAAAACCCUAAUUCAGUCCCAGCUCCAAAUCCCCAUCCACAACCAAACCCUCUCCACCAACCAGAACCUCCUGCUCGCCAAAUCCCCCGCCGAUCUCCUCAAGCUCGCCGACAUGGCCGACCCGGCCACGCCGCUCUCCGCGCUCAACCUAGCCCACGGCUCCAUCGUGUUUCUGGCCUACGAGGGCGAGAGGAGCAUCGCCGGGCCCGCGGUCUCCCCCGCCGGAUCCUUCGGCCGCAAGAUGACCAUGGACGAUCUGAUCGCCAAGCAGAUGCGGGUCUCCAGGCAGGAGAACCCGCAUUGCGAGUCGGUUUCCUUCGAUCGAGACUCCGCCAAUGCGUUCCAGCACUAUGUCAACGAGACCCUCGCCUUCGCGGUGAAGAGGGGCGGGUUUAUGUACGGGACCGUCUCCGAGGAGGGGAAAGUGGAGGUGGAUUUCAUAUACGAGCCGCCUCAGCAAGGGACCGAGGAAGCUCUGUUGCUUUUGAGGGAUUCCGGUGAAGAAAAAGCUGUGGAUGCUAUUGCGUCAGGGUUGGGGAUGAGGAGGGUUGGGUUCAUAUUCACGCAGACCAUAGCGCAGGAUAAGAAAGAUUACACUUUGUCUAAUAGAGAGAUUCUGCAGGCCGCCGAGCUCCAUGCCGAGAGUGAGUUGAAGGAGUGGGUAACUGCGGUGGUGAAGUUGGAGGUGAACGAGGAUGGUGGUGCGGAUGUUCACUUUGAAGCCUUCCAGCUUAGUGAUACGUGCGUCAAGCUAUUCAAGGAAGGGUGGUUUGAGACUGAGAUUGGGCAGGAUGUGGAUCCCAAGUUAUCCAUCAUGAAGAAGGAUGUUGUUGUGGGCGUGAAAGAUGUCAAGGAGGUCGACAACGAUUUCUUCUUGGUUGUGGUCAAGAUUUUGGAUCACAUGGGUCCUCUUACAUCAACAUUCCCUAUUGAGAACAGGGCCACCCAAGUGACAAUGAGGGCACUGAAGAAUCACCUCGAACGCGCAAGGAGCCUUCCAUUCGUGAAGAGGAUAUCUGACUUCCAUCUGAUGCUAUUCCUGGCUAGGUUUCUAGACCUCAAUUCCGAUGUCCCUGCACUUGCAGAGUGUGUCCUAACACAGACGACUGUGGCAGAAGGUUACCAGAUCCUAAUUGAAUCCAUGGCCAGCACUGCUUGAUCCCCCCCUCUCGUCUACAACUGGGAUCGCAGAACCCCCGUUUGCUUAAUCGAGGCCACGAACCAUUGUACAUCACUGUUUCUUCUCUGUGAUGAUGAUCAUUUGCAAUAGGAAGGGGCAUUUCGUUGCCUGGGAAAUUGAUUAUGUCCAUAUGUACUCAGUACUUAACAGUCUAUUUAUGAGCAUACUUCUACUAGCGUCUUUCUCAAUCGCUUUAGUUACUUUCGGUUCAUUCGUGUGUUUGAUUUUAUGAUGAAUCCUAGCUUGUUCUGAAGUUCAAUGUUCAUCUUAAUUGAGAAUAGUCGACUGGUUGCAACUUGCAAGCCACUCAAUCGUGUGCCUUCUUCUUCUUCUUUGAUACAUCACGAUUCCUUUACAUGGGUUGUCAUGUGAAAUUAAAAAUUUCCCAAAC